GCUCCGGAUGACCCUGCCUUGGCAAGGAGGUUGGACUAAAUCAUCUCCACAGGUCCCUUCCAACCCCGAAAAUUCCGUGAUUCUGUGACCCGCGGGCUCCCAUCCCUUGGUCAGAGGGAGAGGCCCGGAACGCUCCUGCGCGGGCUCUGUUUUCCGGGGGAAGCGGCGGGACGGACCCGGGUCACCGGUGGUCAUGGAGCGGCGGGAGCAGGAGGCGCUGGAGCUGGAGCGGCGGGAGCAGCCGGCCAUGGAGCGGCGGGAGCAGCCGGCGGUGGCAGUGGAGCGGCUGGACGGGGUGACGCGGGAGCGGUUCCUGCGGGACAUCUACCCGCGGAGAAAGCCAGUAGUUCUGACAGGAAUGGAACUGGGCCCUUGCACAACCAAAUGGACAGUAGAUUACUUGAGCCAAGCUGAAGGAUCUAAAGAAGUAAAGAUUCAUGUUUCUACAGUGCCACAGAUGGAUUUCCUCAGUAAGAACUUUGUGUAUAGAACUCUGCCUUUUGAUAUAUUUGUACGAAGAGCAGCUGAAGUCAACCACCAGGAGUACUUUCUUUCUGAGGAUGAAAAGUACUAUUUGCGAUCAGUGGGUGAAGAUGCUAGGAAGGAUAUUGCAGAUAUCAGGAAGCAGUUUCCUGUUUUGGCAAAAGAUGUUCAAAUUCCAGAGUAUUUUGAGAAGGAACAGUUCUUCUCUAGUGUCUUCCGCAUCAGCUCAGCUGGAUUACAGUUAUGGACACAUUAUGAUGUAAUGGAUAACUUCUUAAUCCAAGUCACAGGGAAAAAAAGAGUUGUUUUGUACAGUCCUCGAGAUGCACCAUAUUUAUAUUUAUCAGGUACUAAAUCAGAGGUGCUGGAUGUGGAUAACCCAGACAUGGAGAAAUAUCCCCUUUUUGUGAAAGCCAAGCGCUAUCAAUGUCUUCUGGAAGCUGGAGAUGUGUUAUUUAUUCCAGCUUUGUGGUUCCACAAUGUAAUUUCUGAGGAAUUUGGAGUGGCACUGAAUGUCUUUUGGAAGCACCUUCCUGCUGAAUCCUAUGAUAAGACAGACACUUAUGGAAAUAAAGAUCCCAUGGCAGCCUCUAGAGCUAUACAGAUCUUGGACAGGGCCUUGAAAACACUUGAAGAACUACCUGACGAAUACAGGGAUUUUUAUGCUCGGAGAAUGGUGUUACGCAUCCAAGAAAAAGCCUAUAGGAAUGAUUAUGGAUAAAAUAACACAUUGUAAUUCAGCAAGCUUCUGUGUAAGUAGAAAAUUGUAUGUCAAUAUGGAAACUGUCCAUGUAUACAUACAUUUUGAGACCAAUAAAAACCGUUGGUAAAUAUUCAUCUAUAACGAA
Neopelma chrysocephalum (saffron-crested tyrant-manakin) is the source of this 1331-nucleotide messenger RNA. It is a transcript of the gene TYW5, whose product is annotated as tRNA-yW synthesizing protein 5. Gene Ontology annotation, biological process: wybutosine biosynthetic process. NCBI's taxonomy places the organism in Eukaryota, Metazoa, Chordata, Aves, Passeriformes, Pipridae. The coding region runs from base 194 to 1204 and encodes 336 amino acids. Gene Ontology annotation, molecular function: tRNA binding; 2-oxoglutarate-dependent dioxygenase activity. The transcript is spliced from 8 exons. The record is from RefSeq and is a predicted model, not a curated record.